Molecule: messenger RNA, 906 nt
Organism: Meloidogyne enterolobii
Lineage: Eukaryota; Metazoa; Nematoda; Chromadorea; Rhabditida; Meloidogynidae
Source: the annotation of a GenBank genome assembly
AUGGACACCCCAAAACGUGCCUUAGAAAAAAGCCGUGACCUGGCUAAACUUGUCGGAUGUAAUCGUACAAAUAUUCAUGAUAUAGCACGUUGUCUUCGAAGAGUACCUCCUGCCGAGUUUGUUGAUCAAUUGUGGAAUAUUCCAACUCUCGGAUUUCUUGAAUUUCCUCUUGUUAUCGUUUCAAAGGAUGCAAAUUUUUUUACUAAAGAAGAUGCAUUUAUCGCAUUAAGGAACAAAAAUUUCGCUCAAGAUGUUAAUUUAAUGAUUGGAAUAAACAGCGAUGAAGGGGCAUUUUGGAAUAUUUACAAUCUCCCAAAAUUUUUCGAUCACCAAACCCAACCACUAAUGGGAAUUAAUGAAUUUAAUGAAUGUGUAAAUACAGCUUUUGCUCGUUUACCUGAGGUUAUUAGAGCUGCGGCAGCAUAUGUUUAUACAGGAAAUAAUCGUUGUGAUUAUGCAAAUGGACAGCAUCGUUUUCUUGCUGAUCAAGUUAAUCAAAUGGUUGGCGAUUAUUUCUUCACUUGUGAUUCUCUUUGGUUUGCAGAUCAGUUUGAUGAUUCACCUGGACAUGUUUAUAUUUAUUAUUUUGAUGAACCUUCAAGUGCUAAUCCUUGGCCUAAAUGGACAGGUGUAAUGCAUGGUUAUGAAAUUGAAUUUGUAUUUGGUAUUCCUUUAUAUAAUACUUCUGCUGGAUAUUCUAAUAGAGAAAGAACUUUAAGUAAGAAAAUGAUUCAACUUUGGACAUCAUUUGCCACAACUGGUGUUCCAUCAUUAUCUGAUCAUCGAGAAGAUCGACUACACUGGCCACAAUAUCACAGUCAAAAUGCCCCUAGAUGGAUGCAUUUAAAAGCGUCACAUUUAAAGCAAGUUUAUCACAAGCAAAAUUUUAUAAAUCUUAAAUAUUAA